AUGAGCGAUGAAGAAGCGUUGAAACUCAAAGCCGAGCUUCUCGAAAGCGGAAUGCCCAAAGACGGUCCCAAACCUUGCGAUAACUUUCCUGAAUAUGCCGCAGGGCAAUUGUAUAAAGAUGCGUUGAGAGGGAGAAAAGCCAGAGUAAUGGAGGAGGUGAUGAAAGGCUCGAAAGAAGCGUUUGUAAGUUUUUUUCAUAGCUUAUUAGAGCAGUAGUUUUUUCAUGAAAACUAUUGAGGUAAAAUACGCUGAUAGCCGUUCAGUGAAAAAUUUAGAAAGAAAUUUUCAGCGAAAAGAAGGUUUUUAAAACCCCAAAUAUUGUGUGUAUUAUAUACAGGGCAGAUAUUCUGAGAUUCUGAGAUCUCACGUAUCAGUCUGUCGGGAAAAUAAUGAGCACUAUGUCGCUGCGCCAAUCGCGUGGCUAAAGUAAAAAGCAGGUUGAUUUUAUCGCGACAAAAUUCAUUCUCUUGGCGGCGAUGCGAUUUUCGACGCGGCAGAGCGUUCAUUAUUUUCCCGACUGACUGAUAUUGAGAUCCACUACUAGCUUGACCGUCAGUUUUCUUGAAAUCUCAAACCUUCUUCCAGCUUCCUUUACAACGAGUCCGCGGAUUCUACGACCUCUGCGUUAAGCAUCAACGCCUCUUCGACCGCAAAUUCCAACCCGGCGUUAGUGCAGCGGAUGCUGAGCAAAAUCGCGCGCGACUUCGAGAUUUCAUCGGCAACAAUGAAUUCGUAAACAACGACUUGUUCGCCAGCGAGUACAAGUACACUCUCAAAAUCCUUUUUACGUACGGAUCAACGUUUUUUGACGAAAAUACGAUGGGAAAAAAUAUUUUGAUUGUAAGACCGGAGAAGGUCCCGUUUAAGCCAGAGGACGAGUGUCAAGCGGUGAUUGGAAAAGAAAAAUGUAAAGACAUCGCGAAUACUGUGUUUGAUGUGUCGUUUAAAGAUGAUUUGCCUGUAACAAUUUACUUUCCAAGAGCGGUAAGUGGAGUGGCGGGCUGAUUAGUCAGCAAAGGGAACUGAAAAAAGGGGUAAAAUACGUGAAACUCAUAAUGGUUUAAACAAAUUUGCAGUAGAAUACAAACGUUUGUUUGCAAACUUUCAUUUCUCAAUCUGUCGGGAAAAUAAUAUCGUUUCGUCGCAGUAGCACACUAAAUCACCAGCCGCGGCUAUACUAGUCCUUCCGUAAAGUCGCUGGAAUGAUUUCGGCGGCGCGCACUGUGCAAGAAAACUUAGGGUGCGAGCGACGUCCCAAAAAAGCUCAUUGCACUGUGCAAAAAGCCAAAAAUUGCACAGUGCAAAGUGAACUUUCGGUUUCGCGGGGUGCAUGUCGCCGAAAACAUUCCAGCGACUUUACGGACGGACUAGUAAAAGGAUCACUGAAAAAAUACAAUAUGCUUGAGGGCAUACGCCUUGGCUGGUGUUAAAAAUUAUGCUCAUCGUCCUUGUAGGUCCCUAAAAGUUGUCUUAAGAUAACUGAGCCAUGUCGCUUACUCAAGGUGACCGAGAAAACUCUAGUUAUUUCAGGUGAUCAGAAAGUUUUUUCCGCCAAUUUUUGGAAAGCUUGCAUAACUCGCCUAAGGACAGAGAUGCGAAAAACAUUUUUACGUGGCAGAUUCUGCUUGUCAUGGCUAGUAUCCGUGCCAAGUUUUAAAGUGAUUGAGUUAAAUUCGCUUGAGAUAUGGGUGGUCAGAAAUUUAUGUCCGGGAGUAAAGACGUCAAAAAGAUGAUGGGCGAUUUCAAGACACGACAGUCCACAUUAUUUUCCCGACAGGCUGAUAACAAAGUCUGUCUGUAAAAAUUACAGACUUUGUUACCAAUUUCUGAGGUUACAAGGAUUACAUAUAUAGCCUAUAAAUUGAUUGGUCCCUUGCAAUUUUUUCUACAGAAGCCUAUAUAGCUACAGUUUCAAAAUAUUUCAAUUUUCCGUAGACUAAGCUCUAUUAUCAUUGUAAUACUUCCAGCCGGAAGACCGCAAAGCCCUGUUCCAAGAGUUCUGGACCAUCUACAACUCUCCGGAGCCGGGUUGGUAUCCUGGUUGCUACGAAUUCCUCAGUGAUGUGUUCCCCAUUUUCUACAAGAAAAUGCUUUUCAAUUACCUCGACGCCAAUGAGCAACCGAUAAGCGAUUUGAAUACGGAUCUAAAGGUCAUCUGGACUGACAUUUUGGAGCAAAUUGAUGACACUAUCCGAACACUGAAUGUGACAAUGGACCGAAAACAAGACUAUCUUAAGGAAUUCCAUGAGAAUUUGGAGUUUAUGGAUAUCCAGCAUCCAAUUUUUGAGCAAGCGACCUUUGAGAAAUAUUUUGAUUUUGUCGACUUCUCCCCAGUCCCCGAAUUGUAUCAGAACCGACAUUUGUGGAGUAUCCGGCCAAUGAUUGAAUAUUACAUUCGUGGGGGUUCGAGCAAUUUUUAUACGGCUAGUCUGACGGUAGGUGCUGAAAAAUCGUUGUAUGAAGAAGGCGUUAGCUUCCUCAUACGAGUGUUGCCCGCAAAGCUCAGAUUCUUUUCUAAUUACGAGGCCGUAUUUGGUCUAGGUGCGUAAUACAAAGUGGUCCAUUUGAAACGGCAUAGAACGGCCAAUCCAAAAUAUAUUUUUUUGAAACUGCAUCGGUUGAAAAUGGUGGGUCUCAGCUCUAGAAAAAUCUAAAUUUUAUUGUUAGGAAAAUCGGCGGAGCUUCCGCGGAGAACUCUAAAGAAAAAAAUUACCCGUUUUGAGUUCGAGGCCCACCGUGUACAAUCUCUGAUUCUUUGACCUUACGCCCUACGGGACAGUCGAGACUUUAACGAACUUUGUCGACAAAAGUGAACCAAAAAAUCAAUCGCGCGUCAAUCGCGUCGCUAAACUGCAAUUUGAUUUUUCCGCUACACAAUUCAUUUCCUUGGCGGCGAUCGACGCGAGAGAGUGCUCAUUAUUUUCCCGACAGAGUAAUAUUUUCCACUUGCGCGACAAAUGGCCGGCUUCUGAUCUUUUACUUUACUCAAAAAGUUACCAAAUUUUAGCAACUUUUUCAGUUGGUUAUAAAAAAAUGUCGCCAGACUGACGGAAUAUUCUUUUGAUUUUUUGAUAUCAAUUUUUUCCUCAGAAUCAGCUUGGUCUUUUUAAAGACUAUAUUACAAAAAUUAAUUGCAAAAUAUCUCCGUUAAAUUUUCGAUUUCAGCAACCAGCUUCGAUUAGUCGUGUUGGAGACAAAGUUUAUAUUGGACGUGGGUUUGAAGCCUUCACGUACCCGUUACAUCACAAAUCUUUCCCUCCAUCAAUCACCUAUUCCAACUUUAUCUUUGCCCUUGGCGAAGAACAACGUAAGUAUAAAUAAACAGGAUAAAAUAAACAGUAAAGCGAUGCUACACGUAUUUUAAAAUUGUUAAUUUCCAAUUUCCAGUGAGCGGAAUGAUCUUCAACGCCUACUCCAAACGGAAUGAGCUGCAUCUGCGGAAAAACAGAAUUCAAGGGGCGGAAAAUGCAAAAAUAAAUUCCCUGUCGGAAGACCAACUGUAUUUCAUCAAUCUGGCGCAAACUAUCGUCCUAGAACAAGCUCAAAACCGGAUAGAUCCGUUUGCCGAUCCCGAUGCUAAGAUUUGGAGACUCUUCAAAUGCCUGAGGGGAUUUUCUAACUCGUUCCGAUGCAAACCCGGAGAUAACUUUUUUUCUGAAGAGGAUUGUAAAAUUUUGCUGCCAAAUUUGUCCGCAAAUUACAGCUUGUCGUAUUAUCAACCGAUUCAGCCGGUCAGAAAGUUGCUUGGAUUCUGAGGACACCAAUGAAUUUUUUUAUAAUUUUCGAUCAUCCUAAAGGUUAAUAUAAUUCUUAACGGACACAUUGUAAUUAAAAAAGCCUCUAGUCUUGCAUUUAAUUAUGUGAAAUUCAUUAUUUUUCUGUCAAAUCUUUAUAAUUUUCUUUUAUAAAAAUGAAAAUGAAAAUUUCUCUUUGCUAUGUUUUUCUAUGUAAAAUAACCUUAAUCUUGGCUCAAGACAGAGAAGAAAACUACCUGGCAAAGAAGUAUGACAUGAUCGAGAAGAUGAUGAACACCAGUGUGGAUCCAUGCGAUGACUUUGUAAAAUAUGCGGCUGGGAAUUUCGAUCCUCAAACGAGAUUUGACGUUUUGAAGGAGACGCUGCGGAAUAUUUUGAUGUUCACGGCGAUUGCGGAUCAUGUAAGCGAACAAAUGUUUUUUGGCAAGCAGAAAGUGGUAUACGUAUAUACCGUAAAAAUAUUUCCGGGAUGUCUAACAAUCCCUAAAAAUUUGGGACUUGAUAGAUAAGCCAAGAAAUCAAAAAAUCCUUUUUUUCCGAGGGAGUACGGCAAAUCAAGAGAGUGGACAAAAACCCUUACAAUUAGUAUCUAUCUAUUUGCGAACGGGAAGGUAGUUUUAUUCGCACAUACAUUGUACACACGUCAGGCAUAGGCCACAUACACAUCCUGAAAGUUCUACAGUGGCGGAGUCCAGUGGCAAAAACGUACCGUUUUGCAUCCCUCCCAAGUGAAAAAGCUCCAAUUUCAAAACCAUGCCCCUUCUUUUUGCAAGGGAAAGGGCGCGCAGUUCAAAAAGUAGUUCUCUUUUAGUUGGAAAGGGAGGCAUUUUGCCACAUUUUUAAUACUUCCCAGAUGCAAAAUGAUACGUUUUUUGCCACUGGAUCAGGUCCCGCACUUUAGCUGGUGCGUUGCAGGCGUAAACGAAAAAUUCAACGCCCUUUGCCGCAGAGAGAGUUCACAAAACCCGGGGAGCCGUCAGAAAGAAAACUUUUAGGCCAUAUCCUUACCCGUUUUGCGCUGAUCCAUGCAUAAAAAAUCUGAGCGUCGUAUUCCUGAAGACCUAUUAUCUUCGUGCUUUUCAGAUAGACUCGAUCCGAAAAGUCCGUCAUCUUUAUUUCCAAUGCCAGCAAGGUUUUCUACCAGCCGAGCCAACAAUUGAUGAGCUCGUGGACAGCGCCAUAAAAGAAUAUCCCGAGGUUCUUUUUCCUCUCAAAGAAGAUUCGCCCAUCGCUAAAGAUGACGUCAAAUUUUGGGAGCUGAUCAAAAAAUUGUACAAGUCUUUGUUCGACAAAGGCUCUCGACUCUGGGACCUGGGGCUGGCUUCUGUAGCUUCACUGACCAUUACACUCCCUAAUCCGCAUAAAAUAUUGCCCGACAAUGAAACUACAGCGGCUUGGUAAGCAAAUUUCUUUGGAUCUUAUGUUGUUUUAGGGGAGUUUACAAGACCAAGACAAAGCAGACAGGCGAAUGGCCCCCGCCAGAGUAUCCUGACUUGUUGCCCAGAAGUAUCGAAGAAGCGAAAGAAAGAUCGGAACUGAUCUCGUUUGUUUUUGGAAUCCCGGGAUUUGAUGCGUCCAAUUAUACGGUUAUCGUCCCCGAUUUUACUGUAGAUGAGGAAGAAGAGGAGGUAAGUUAAGUAAACUGUUUCCGAACGGAUGGCAUUGAUCAGUCUAUAGCGCUAGAAGAAAUAGAAGAAAUUUAGACUUUUAAUAUUUCUAACAAGGAAAGUACUUCUAUGGGGUAUGGAGUUACAGGUCGAGACAUAUAUGAAAAAACUCGCAAAAGGUCUCUGAUUCAGAAUAUGUAGAAAUGAGCUGCCUAAUUUUGGUUUGUAAAGGCGAAAAAACCUUCUGAAUUUGUAACUCCAUACCCCAUAGAAGCACUUUCCUUGUAAGGCAUACAAGAUUCAUAGCUCGCGCUUUGCGGAAAAAUGUGACACUUUUUUACACUUUUUGACAUGAAAAUUUCCACACCUUGUUUUUUCCGUUUCUUACCAAAAAAUUCACUUUUCCCUAAGAAAUCGCUCUUCGCCUUUUACGUACUCUCCUCGACCGCGGAUACCGCAGAGUAUCUGGGCUUCCCGGCGAAGGGCGAGCCAAUUUUUUAGGACUUGAUGACUCGCCUAUGCCGUCAUGGGCAAAAUUAACGAAACUUUGAGCGUUGCACAUGUAAUACUUUCCUUGUUAGCUAGCUAAAAAAACUUAUAAGAGAUGCCUUAUUAGUUUUUAAAAAUUUUCAGCCAAUCAGCCGACAUGACUUCGCCAACGCUUUAUUCGAAAACGUCAUCUCCCGGAACGGCAGGUCCUUCAAAAAAUGUGAAGUCGACAUCCUGCGGAUGUUCCCACUACAAGUUUACAAGCUUUUUUACGAAGCCAACAAACGAGACACAGCGAAAUACAAAAAACUGAAGGAAGUUUACUUCGAAUACUCGACCAAUUUACUGCAAGAAGCCGAGAAUAUGCUGGUCAACAGUGAAAUCUUGACGAACGAAAGCAAGGACUUGUUGCUGAACGAGCAAAAACAAAAUACUUUUGCGUUUUUUGAACAUCCUUUCUUCGAAAAUCGGAAUUUCCCGCAUGCCACGGCCGACACGGAUAUUACUCGUCCUGGCGCAUCGUUUUACAAGAAUAAUAUCCGCCAGAUAUUGCGGUAUGACAAUGAAUAUCAUGAGAAUUUGUUGAAGGUUCGGGAGUUUUCGGUGGGUAAAAUUUUUAUUAUUUAUGAACACAAUUUUGCAAAUAAGAUUUUUGAUGACUAAAAAAUUGAUUUCUUCGCAGAUUGACGCCCAACAUUCGACGAAAUUCAAGUACAAUGUUGUCGACUGGGGAUACUUUCUCAAGCCUCUGUUUGAGCAAUCAUUUCCUCCCGUUCUGAUGUUCUCAACUUUCGGAUAUGUGAUGGGACAUGAAAUUGGCCAUAGUCUGAUUUUACGUAAGUUUUUGAAAGAUUGCUUGACUGUACUGUUCAGAAACUACUUAUUAUUAUUAUACUUAAAAGAGAGUUUUUUACAACUCGAAGGAUGGCCCGGACAUUUCGAAAAAACGACCAACUCAGAAUCGUUUGAUAUUUUGCUUAGUUGUUGUACUAUGAUAGCUGAACGUCAGCGCGAAUUUUUAGUUUCUGAAGUUACCGUAUACGGGGGUUACGGUAGGUACAAUUUUCACAAAGAUUGGGUCCGUGUGUAAAAACAUCGAGGAGUAAAAGCGCAAAACCUCGCUGUUUUACGUUUUUGACCAUGGGGAACAUUUUCAUAAUUGACAACUUUACCGAAGGAUGUUGCCUUCGACUACUUUGAAAAAUACCAAGGUACCAUAUUGAAUGUAACUUUUUUUCAGAGAACUUGUCUCAACUUUUGAAACCUCUCAAAUAUACUUUGACAUGUAUGUAACAACAUAUCAAAAAUGCGCGAAAAUAAAAGGGGUGGUUUUGGAGUUACGGUACUUUGAAGGCAGCCGGUACCGUAUAUCAAAAAAUAUUUUUUUCCAAAAUCGGUGUAGAAGACCCGCAAAAUUGCCAAAAUACGUUUUCGACCAUGGCGAACAUUUUUGUAAUUGACACUUUUUUUGUAGGAUGUAGUCUUCGACCGCUAUGAGAAAUGUCAGGAUACCAUGUGUAAUGUAACUCUUCGGCAUUCUACUUGUCUCAACUUUUGAAACCUCUCAAAAAUACUUUGACAUAGGUGUACCAACAUAUCAAAAAUGCGCGAAAAUAAAAGGGGUGGUUUUGGAGUUAUGGUAAUUUGAACGUGGCCGGUACCGUACAUCAAAAUUUCCUUUUUUCUAAACUUGACGUAGCAAACCCGUAAACGUCGCCAAAAUACGUUUUCGACCCUCACGAACAUUUUUGUAAUUGACACUUUUUUGUAGGAUGCACUCUUCAACCGGUAUGAGAAAUAUCAAGAUACCAUGUUCAAUAUAACUUUUCGGCAUUUUACUUGUCUCAACUUUUGAAACCUUUUAAAAACACUUUGACAUAUGUGUAACAACAUAUCAAAAAUUUAGGAAAAUAAAAGGGGUGGUUUUGGAGUUAUGGUACUUUUAAUCUUGAUCAUACAGUACACCAAACUUUUGUUGUGCUGCUGACAUCCGAAUUUGGAAGAUUCCACCGUCGUAUGGCAUACACGAGUCUACACCGUGGUAAUCGUUGCAAAAAAAAAUAAGAAAUCGCUGAUCUUGCUGUUACAGUAACCAAUUAUAUACGCACGAUAUGUUACAGUACGCUUAGGCCUAAAUUUUCUGAAUUUCCUAGUGAAAAUAGUUUCUGAGGGUCGUGCAACAUACAUAAAACAUUACAUCUUGUUUUUAAAAUAAUCUGCGUAAAGUUUAGCCGAGAAUAAAUCUAGGUCUACUGUAUGUCCAACAUUCAAAGUGCCAUAACUCCAAAACCACCCCUUUUAUUUUUCUAAAUUUUUGAUAUGUUGUUACACAUAUGUCAAGGUGUUUUUGAAGGGUUUCAAAAGUUGAGACAAGUAAAAUGCCGAAAAGUUAUAUUGACCAUGGUACCUUGGUCAUUUCCCAAGUAGUCGAAGAUGACAUCCUACAGAAAAAGUGUUAAUUACAAAAAUGUUCUCCAUGGUCGAAAACGUAUUUUGGCGUGAUUUGCGGCUCUUCUACACCGAUUUUGAAAAAAAUUAUAUUUUGAUAUACCGUUCGGGCCACAAUCGAAGUACCAUAACUCCAAAACCACCCCUUUUAUUUUCGCGCAUUUUUGAUAUGUUGUUACAUACAUGUCAAAGUAUAUUUGAGAGGUUUCAAAAGUUGAGACAAGUAGAAUGCCGAAGAGUUACAUUACACAUGGUAUCCUGACAUUUCUCAUAGCGGUCGAAGGCCGCAUCCUACAAAAAAAGUGUCAAUUACAAAAAUGUUCGCCAUGGUGGAAAACGUGUUUUGGCAAUUUUUGCGGGUCUUCUACACCGAUUUUGGAAAAAAUUAUUUUUUGAUAUACCGUACCGGCUGCCUUCAAAGUACCGUAACUCCAAAACCACCCCUUUUAUUUUCGCGCAUUUUUGAUAUGUUGUUACACCUAUGUCAAAGUAUUUUUGAGAGGUUUCAAAAGUUGAGACAAGUUCUCUGCAAAAAAGUUACAUUCAAUAUGGUACCUUGGUAUUUUUCAAAGUAGUCGAAGGCAACAUCCUACGGUAAAGUUGUCAAUUAUGAAAAUGUUCCCCAUGGUCAAAAACGUAAAACAGCGAGGUUUUGCGCUUUUACUCCUCGGGGUUUUUACACACGAACCCAAUCUUUCUAAAAAUUGUACCUACCGUAACCCCCGUAUACGGUUAUUUCAGAAACUAAAAAUUCGUACUGACGUUCAGCUAUCAUAGUACAACAACUAUGCAAAAUAUCAAAAGAUUCUAAGUUGGUCGUUUUUUCGAAAUGUCCGGCCCUUGUUAUGAGAAGCUUCAAUCUGUAAAAAACUCUCUUUUAAAAAAACAGGUUUUUCGAAGGAAAAUAGAGAGUCAUGGGGGAAGAAGUUUUUCGUCUGACGAAAACUCCUCAUUUUACGUACUCUCUCAAAAAAAAGAUCGUAGUUCUCGGCUGCCGUUACAAAGUGUAAGCUAAAACUCCUUUGAAUAUCAAAAAACUUAUCGGAAAACUUGACUAACAGGUGAAGCGCUUCAAGUGCAACGCUCAGACCUUGGUGAAACCAGACGCAAAUUUAGAGGUAGAGAGUUUUAGGUCGAACGUUGGAAAAAAUGUGAAUUUUUUUUUUGAGAAUUUUGGCACAAAAAGUUCCAUACCUAUUUCCUCUGUAGAGAAUAAUAUUUUUAUAAAAAAAUCAACUUUUUCAAUGCGGAACUGGCAGAGAUGUGGCCAAGAAAGUGUUUUUAUUUCUGACCGCACUCAACGUUUCGCGUACUCUCUCGGCCACCAAUAUCGUUCAAUAUCUCGGUUCCGCCUGCAAAUCGCGAGCUAAAAAUUUCAAAAAUUGACGUUAUGUGACCGAUAAUUUUAUGUUAGUCACUACAACUAGGGAAAUCAAAAAACGUAUUUUCAAUCCCAUUACCAAAAAAAUUCCUAUCUUUUUAAUUUCAGCCCUCUUCGGAGCUCCCAAAGAAAUAAUGAACAUCUACUUGUGUCUUCUAAAGCUCCACCACAACCGCUGUGAUCCAGAGCGCCCACAAUUGUGCACAAAUGCCGUCCGAGUGAUGAACGAAGCCUUGGCCGACCAUUUCGGGCUUCGCUUCGCCUACUCGGCCUAUCGAAAAUACUAUUUGUCCAGAGCAGCCGACCUUCAUCGCACACGAGAAUUGAACUUCCUAACUGAUGACCAAUUAUUUUUUGUGAGUUGGGCCCAGUUGGUUAUUCAGUUUCCGAACUGGCGAAAAUACGAUGGGACCGAUCCCCAUCCACCGGCCGAACUGCGAAUCGAACAAACUGCGGCGAAUUUCCCGGCAUUCGCAAAUGCUUUCAAUUGCAAGGCGAAUACGACGAUGAAUCCGGAUAAGAAAUGCGCGUUGUUUAGAAAUGAAAAUUAA
Molecule: messenger RNA, 10231 nt
Organism: Bursaphelenchus xylophilus (pine wood nematode)
Lineage: Eukaryota; Metazoa; Nematoda; Chromadorea; Rhabditida; Aphelenchoididae
Source: the annotation of a GenBank genome assembly